Nematostella vectensis (starlet sea anemone) is the source of this 1680-nucleotide messenger RNA. RefSeq names its product probable glycosyltransferase STELLO1. Bases 294 to 1646 code for a protein of 450 amino acids. The transcript is spliced from 3 exons. Lineage: Eukaryota; Metazoa; Cnidaria; Anthozoa; Actiniaria; Edwardsiidae. The record is from RefSeq and is a predicted model, not a curated record.
CUAAUACCUUUCUGCCAUAUUCAUCGCCGAUAAGGUCGGGACAUAGCCGGGACGACACGGUCAGAAAGAUCCUCGUUUAAACAAUGUGAACUUAUUCGGUCAAGCCAUCUCCGCAGCCCAGAAUAUUUACGAAAUAAUUUUCAACAUUACUGAAGCGCCGAGGCUGGAAAGUCAGUCAAAUAAUACCUCUAAUUAUUUCAACCCGUGGUUUUUGUUUAAACAUAAACCUACAUCAAAAAGAAUGAAGCUACAUUAAAAAGUACUUCCGAGAGCAAUGGAACAGUCAUAACACGAUGACUGAAGCUAUGACGAGGCUAUCCUUAACGCGUACCGUCAUUUUCACUGCGAUUGUUUUACAAGUUUUUGUUUUUUAUUACUUUUACACUUGCUCGGAGCAUGUUUCCUCCAACGACUCCAACGCGCAAUGGAAGCGCGUAAAACGUAUACCAAGGCAAGCAACAGAAGUCAACUGGGAAUCAGUGAAGAGAAACCAGGCACCACCUAAAGACGAAAUGUACGAUAAGUGGAUUAUUAUAACUACGAUAAACGAACCAACGGAAGAUGUCAAGAAACUGGCGAGUAUUGAAGGUUGGAAGGUGGUUGUCGUGGGGGAUACGAAAACGCCAUCGGGUUGGAGCCUUCCUAACUGCGUAUUCCUAAGUGUGGAGAAGCAGAAAACACUUGGCUACCGCAUCGUCGAUCUGCUUCCAUACAAGAGCUACGCUCGCAAAAACCUGGGUUACCUGUACGCCAUCCAUCAUGGCGCCAAGUACAUCUACGAGACAGAUGACGACAAUUCCCCGACAUCCGGGCAAAUUACUUUCUACGAGCAAACCACCGGGGAAUUCUACGUCUAUGCCACGAAUAGACUCACGGUCAAUCCUUAUGCUCACUUCGGCCAGGUAACAAUCUGGCCCAGGGGGUACCCUCUGGAGAAUAUUUCACUGCCUAACGAGAAUACAUUCCACAAGUGCAACAAUGUUGAGCCCACGAUCCAGCAAGGAGUUGUUGACGGAGACCCGGAUGUUGAUGCUAUAUUUAGGCUGACGCGAAAAGACGCUGACGUCAGAAUUGAUGUUAAGUUUGACUCAUCGGCCCCGGCGGUGCUCUUACCGCCGCACACGAUGGCACCUUUCAACUCCCAGAACACCUUCUUCAUGCACAAAGGAUUCUGGGGCUUACUGAUACCAGUUACACCAACCUUCCGGGUCUGCGAUAUCUGGCGCGGUUACUGGGCUCAACGGUUGUUAUGGGAAGUAAAUGGCUACUUGUCAUUUUUCCCGCCAAAUGCAAAGCAGUACAGGAGUGCUCACAAUUUUUUAUUGGAUUUUAUAGAAGAGAAGGAACUGUACCAUAAAUCAGGAAAACUUGUCAAGUUUCUCACAGACUGGAAAUCAGAAAAAGACCACUUCUUUAGUCGUAUUUUAGAUUUGAGUAUAGCCAUGGCCGAGGCCGAGUUCUGGGGAACUGAGGACGCACUGCUAACGGAGGCUUGGUUACAUGAUCUAAUAAGCGUGGGCUAUGAGCCCCCGAGACUGAAGCCCACCGUCCAGAGGUGUAGCGAGGAGGAGCCCGUCAAACUAGAGCCUAAGCACCAGGCUUCCUCGUACCUCGGCAUCGGAUCUAAACUCGUCGACAUUCUGUAAUCUUGACAUCACUACAAAUAAAUGGGAGAUGUGA